Morchella importuna is the source of this 2112-nucleotide messenger RNA. RefSeq lists its product as uncharacterized. Gene Ontology annotation, biological process: very long-chain fatty acid catabolic process; long-chain fatty acid import into peroxisome; fatty acid beta-oxidation. The coding region runs from base 1 to 2112 and encodes 703 amino acids. NCBI's taxonomy places the organism in Eukaryota, Fungi, Ascomycota, Pezizomycetes, Pezizales, Morchellaceae. The record is from RefSeq and is a predicted model, not a curated record. Gene Ontology annotation, molecular function: ATP hydrolysis activity; ABC-type transporter activity; long-chain fatty acid transmembrane transporter activity. Gene Ontology annotation, cellular component: peroxisomal membrane. The transcript has 4 exons.
AUGGCCGCCCAAUCCAAACUCCUCCCGCCCCUCCCCUCUGACCGCUCCCUCGGCAAGCUGCUCUCGUACGCAACCUCCGUUUACGCCAAGCACCGCACCAACAUCUCGCGCGCAGUCUACCUCACCCUCUUCAUCGCGCUCAUCAACCGCAUCCGCGCCGCCAUCAGCGAGCAGAAGGCCGCCGUCCCUCCACCCCCACCCGAUGCCGCCGGGGGCAAGCGCAAGAAGGUAGAGCUGAACAAGGAGUUCUUUCAGAAUCUCUUCAGGCUGCUGAGGAUUGUGAUUCCCGGUGUGAGGAGUAAGGAGAUGAGGUUGUUGAUAAGCCAUACGGUGUUUUUGGUGGUCAGGACGCUGGUGAGUUUGUAUGUGGCGGAGCUGGAUGGUAGGUUGGUUAGUGCGUUGGUGAGGGGGAAGGGGAAGGACUUUUUGAUGGGGAUUCUGUGGUGGAUGGUGGUGGCGGUGCCGGCGACGUUUACGAACUCGAUGCUAUCGUAUCACCAGAGUAAGCUGGCGCUGCAGUACCGGAAGCGUCUAACGACACACAUCCACGAGAAGUAUCUCUCGGACAUGACCUUCUACACGCUCGGCAAUCUCGACGACCGUAUCAAGAACGCCGACCAGCUCAUCACCGUCGAUGUCGCAAAGUUCUCAAACUCGCUCGCCGAGCUCUACUCCAACCUGGCAAAGCCCGUGCUGGACAUGGUCAUCUACAACUACCAGCUGUCGCGCAACGUCGGUGGUGAAGGGCUCUUUGCAAUGGCGCUGCUGGUCCAGGUCUCGGCGAAUGUGAUGCGCGUGCUGACGCCGCCGUUUGGCAGGUUUGUGGCAGAUGAGGCACGCUUGGAAGGAGAGUUUCGGUUUAGCCAUAGCAGGCUGAUUGAGAACGCGGAGGAGGUCGCGCUGUAUGCAGGCCAUGAGAGCGAGAAAACGACGCUGGAUAAGGGAUACUUCACACUCAUAAAGCAUGUCAACCAUAUCCUCAGGAGGCGCCUGUAUCAUGGCAUGAUGGAGGACUUUGUGAUAAAGUACUUCUGGGGCGCCCUCGGGCUGUGUCUGUGCUCGGUGCCCGUGUUUUUUAAGAUCCCCGGGGCGGGCACGUCGCUGGGUGAUCGGACGGAGAGCUUCGUGACGAAUCGCCGCCUCCUCCUCAGCUCCUCCGACGCCUUUGGCCGUGUCAUGUUCUCCUACAAGGAGAUCACUGAGCUGGCGGGCUACACAUCCCGCGUCUCCACCCUGCUCAACGUCAUGUCCGACAUCCAUGCCGGCCACUUCGAGAAGAAUCUCGUCAGCUCCGCCUCCACCGCCGAAAACGCCGAGGUCCUCCGUGGCCGUGGAGAGGUCAUCCAGGGCUCCUCCAUCGAGUUCACAAACGUCCCCAUCGUCUCGCCCAACGGCGACGUGCUCAUCAAGUCCCUCACCUUCACAGUCCACCCCGACGAACACCUCCUAAUUGUCGGACCCAACGGAUGUGGGAAGUCCUCCCUCUUCCGCAUCAUGGGCGGCCUAUGGCCCGUGUACGGCGGCGUGGUCACGAAGCCACCAAGCGAGGACAUCUUCUACAUCCCGCAGCGGCCGUACCUGUCCCGCGGGACGCUACGGCAGCAGAUCAUCUACCCAGAUAGCCACGCAGAGCAACUCCGCCGCGGCGUGAGCGACGAGGAGCUGUUUGCUAUCCUGGAGAUUGUGGAGAUUGAGAGCCUGGUUGAAAAGGAAGGGGGAUGGGGCGCGGAGAAGGAGUGGCGCGAGGUAUGGAGUGGCGGGAUUCAGCAGCGGGUUGCCAUGGCGAGGCUGUUUUAUCAUGCGCCGCGAUAUGCGAUCUUGGAUGAGUGUACGAGUAGCCAGGACCUCGACACGGAGAGGAUCAUGUAUGAGACGGCGAAGCAGCUAGGGAUUACGUUAAUUACGGUGAGUCACAGGAGGAGUCUGUGGAAAUAUCAUACGAAUAUUUUGCAGUUUGAUGGGGCGGGCGGGUAUGUGUUUACGAAGCUGGAUGCAGAGAAGAGAUUGAAGUUAGAGGAUGAGAAGGAAGAGAUUGAGCUACAGCUCCGCGCCGUCCCGGAGAUUGAAAGGAGGAUUGAAGAGCUGGAGGCCGUCAUGGCCGAGCGGUCGUAA